Akanthomyces muscarius is the source of this 234-nucleotide messenger RNA. RefSeq lists its product as uncharacterized. Lineage: Eukaryota; Fungi; Ascomycota; Sordariomycetes; Hypocreales; Cordycipitaceae. The transcript is spliced from 5 exons. The coding region runs from base 1 to 234 and encodes 77 amino acids. The record is from RefSeq and is a predicted model, not a curated record.
AUGGCGCCGCCGCCGCAAGCUAGAUGUGCCGUAACUUGCUCCGCCACGUCCCGCGAAACUGUAAAUUCCCCGUGCCCUGCAAGCGUCCCCGUCAAUCACGGCGGUCGUCGAAAACAUAGACAGGCAUCUAGUAUGCAGCUCACAGCCAGCACCUGCUCCACUGGGCGCAGCCCCUGGACGACACUUCUAUUCGCAGUUGCUACUGAAACAGCUCAUUCAUGCUGCGUCGCGUAG